Messenger RNA from Trematosphaeria pertusa, 477 nucleotides. RefSeq lists its product as uncharacterized. Lineage: Eukaryota; Fungi; Ascomycota; Dothideomycetes; Pleosporales; Trematosphaeriaceae. The coding region runs from base 1 to 477 and encodes 158 amino acids. The transcript has a single exon. The record is from RefSeq and is a predicted model, not a curated record.
AUGGACGUCAUCUGCCUCCUCGUGUUCGCCUUUAUGCCCAUCUGCCUCGCUAUCGGCAUGUACGCUCGGGGCCGGAAGAUCGAGCGUCUCUGUGCUGAACUAACAGCUGGUGAAGCACUACGCGAUGCAGUCACCGCUGCAGAGAAGCGCGAUGAGAAGAUCAAGGAGCUCCGCCACAAGCUCGCGGCUUCCGAGGACCAGGACCAGGACAAGGAUGCAACGAUCAAGGCUCUCGGCGCCCAGGUGACAGCCUCCGAGAAUAAUGAUAAGCGCAUUGAGGCCCUCGAAGCAGCGCUUGCGGCUGCGAAGUGGAAGAACAAGCCUGAUAUGGGUAUUGUGAAGACGAUAGUGGAUGUGCUGGAGAACGAGUGGCAGAUUCCGACUGGUCUUCAGUCCCCACUUGCCGUUGUCAACGGCAAGUGGACAGUCCGCGGUUUCCUGUGUUACCGCUCAGAUAGGCCGGCUUGGUAUCAGUAG